GUAUCUUGGUGAGUCAUUCCUGUUGCAGAGGUCUACCUGGACAGCAUGCAAAGCGCCAGUGGUUACGACAGCGAUGAAGAACUGGAAUUCAGGGAGACCCAGGUCCCCUACAUAAACCCACAUAUUCCCUUCACGGGGAGGAUCGUAGGGGGUCUCCGGGAAGGACACAUGGUCACCAUCACAGGGCGUGUUCUUUCCACAGACGAAAACAGGUUUGAAGUGAACUUUCAUAUUGGCAUCAGAGACACGUACAACAUUGCCUUCCACUUCAGCCCUCGGUUUGAAGGAAGCGGGUAUGUGGUCUGCAACACGAAGCAGCUAGGAAACUGGGGGCUGGAGGAGAUGAAGAUGCAGAUGCCCUUCCAGAAGGGGAGUCCAUUUGAGAUCUGCUUCAAGGUAGACAGGUCCGCGUUCAAGGUGAUGGUGAAUGGCAGCAUCUUCCUUUUUUAUGUACACCGUGUGCCCUGGCAUGAAGUAAACGCCAUCACCAUCAAGGGCUGCGUGGAAGUGUCCGACAUCUACUUCCAGAUAUAGAAAUCCCUACCGUGUGGAAGAUGUUCACUGCAUGGUGCUCACACGGUCAUAGAACCCAGAAGCUUGAUGAUAUUGGCUGCUGAUUACCUCACCACCAACCAAUCAGAAGACAUCCAUGAGCUGAUCACACAUCCCUCACCCUCUCCCUCACCCUGUGUUUAAGACCAUUUCCCUGAAAGUCAUCGUGGAAUCUGGGGUUUUGAAGCUUGCCUGGGCUCCUUGCUUGGUACCUGCAAUAAAUGCUGCGCUUUCCUUCAUCAUAA
Molecule: messenger RNA, 797 nt
Organism: Capra hircus (goat)
Lineage: Eukaryota; Metazoa; Chordata; Mammalia; Artiodactyla; Bovidae
Product: galectin-9
Exons: 5
Coding region: 46-534 (162 amino acids)
Molecular function (GO): carbohydrate binding
Source: RefSeq, a predicted model, not a curated record